AUGGCAUUAAUGUUAGUACUGGACAUUGAUAUUCUUGAUUAUCCUGAUAAAGAUUUUUCAAAUGUAUUUAAACAGAAUAUACUAAAUAUUCUAAGUAUGGAUAGUUUAAAGUCAGAAUUUUCAGAUUUAGUUAUUUCUAUAUAUUAUAUUAUUAAUGGAGAUAUAAAUAUUAAAAGUGGGGGUACUUGUAAAAAUAUUUGGUUUCCUUUUAAUAACUCGGAAAUUUAUAUUGUAUCUACAUUCCAACAAAUGGCUUUAGAUAUACAUAAAAUUAGGAAGAUGGAAUCAAUAUCUGAAAGUAGUAAAUUAGAAUAUAUAUCUUCAUAUAUAGGAAAAAUAAUAAAUCUUGAUAUAGAUAAUGGAGUGUUUAGGAAAGUGGAUUAUACCAAUAAUCCAUUUUGGCUUAAUUUAGAUAUUGGGCAAAAACGUCAAACUUUAAUACUUUGGCUAAUGUCCCCAAAAAUAUAUGAAGAGAGGAUUUCAAGAAAUGAUUUGCCUAUAUAUAAGUUUGAUAUACAUGAAAGUAGUUAUCUACCCAAUAUUGAUAUAAAAUAUGGUAUUUUGGAAAUUCAAAAUGAUAAGAGAAUAUGGAAUCAGCAAAGUACAAAUGAAACGAAAACAUCCAAUUUAAGACCAUUUUUAACUGAUAAGAUAUUAUGUUAUCCUCAUAAUGAAUCUAUAGGAUAUAAGACAUACAAAUUAAAUAACUGCAAAUUUAUUGAUAUUUAUAUUAAAGAUACUAUUGAGAAUUUUUUUGAUAAUAGUCCAUUUACAAUAGUUUUAUCACCGAAUUCUCCUUUAUUUCAAGAUCCUAGUGAAAACUUGGGGAGUUUACGCUUUCACUUAUAUCCUAACUUAAAGGCUUAUCCUAUAUAUUUAAAGGAUUCUCUGAAAUUACUCUUCUUACCAUUGUAUGCAACAAUGGUAGGAUUAUUACCUUUAGGGGAAUAUCAACCUUUACCUUAUAUUACACAACGAAUACUCCUACCCGUAGAUUUUUCAGAUGCUAAGAUAGAAUCAAUAAAAGCUUUAAUAUUAUCAUUAUUAAUAGAUAAAUCUAUUAUAGCUAUACAAUUGGACUAUAAUUGGUUUGCUACACUUAACCCUACUAUAGAUGGUGACUCCUACUUUUUAACUAUAAAUAUUCUCCCUCCAGGAUUAAUUAUUAGAAAUAAAGUAGAGUAA
This is a messenger RNA of Cryptosporidium muris RN66, 1185 nucleotides long. RefSeq lists its product as uncharacterized. Bases 1 to 1185 code for a protein of 394 amino acids. NCBI's taxonomy places the organism in Eukaryota, Apicomplexa, Conoidasida, Eucoccidiorida, Cryptosporidiidae. The transcript has a single exon. The record is from RefSeq and is a predicted model, not a curated record.